CAAACUGGGCUGGACUUAAUUGUGAUAAAUGCAGUUUUACUUGUGAAAACGGUGGUACAGUAAAUAAGAUGUGUAAUGGGUGUAACUGCAUUGGAAACUGGACUGGACAAAAAUGUGGUAACUGCAGUCUGACUUGUGAAAACGGUGGUACAGCAAAUCAGGUGUGUUAUGGAUGUAAUUGCAUUGGAAACUGGACUGGACCUAAAUGUGAUAAAUGCAGUUUGACUUGUGAAAACGGUGGUACAGCAAAUCAAAUGUGUUAUGGAUGUAACUGCACUGGAAACUGGUCUGGAACUAAUUGUGAUGAAUGCAGUUUGACUUGUGAAAACGGUGGUACAGCAAAUCAAAUGUGCAAUGCAUGUAAUUGUACUGGACACUGGACUGGACCUAAAUGUGAUGAAUGCAGUUUGACUUGUGAAAACGAUGGUACAGUAAAUCAAAUGUGUAAUGGAUGUAACUGUAUUGGAAACUGGACUGGACCUAAAUGUGAUGAAUGCAGUUUGACUUGUGAAAACGGUGGUACAGCAAAUCAAAUGUGCAAUGCAUGUAAUUGUAUUGGAAACUGGACUGGACCUAAAUGUGGUGAAUGCAGUUUGACUUGUGAAAACGGUGUUACAGCAAACAGAAUGUGUAAUGGGUGUAACUGUACUGGACAAUGGACUGGACCUCAGUGUGAUAAAUGCAGUUUGACUUGUGAAAAAGGUGGUACAGUAAAUCAGAUGUGUAAUGGAUGUAAUUGUAUUGGAAACUGGACUGGACCUAAAUGUGACCGAUGUGGAUUGGAAUGUAGCCAUGGUGGAUCUCCAGAUCGUGAAUGCACGUCGUGCAAGUGUGUCGCGGAGUGGACAGGAGAUGCAUGCGAAAAUUGUAACUUAACCUGUCAAAAUGGUGGUUCUGCAAACGCUGCAUGCCAUGGAUGUCUUUGUACUGACAAAUGGACUGGACCUACAUGUGAGAACGCCACGACCAGUCUCGAUAACAUGACAGCAGUCUUAGCAGCAGACCAAUCGUCGCGCGCGUGGCUUAGCGUGGGACUAUCUGGUCUGUUCCUGGUCACUAUUCUGCUGCUCGUCGGCGUGGGAUGCAACAGAAUAAGACGAAUCAAACGAAGAAUGCAUAAAGGCAAUCUGAACUUGGGAUUUGAUAUGACAGAACUGCCCAAUGAGCCCGGACCUUUUAUAGUGGGCCAGGUGGAAACAACACAGCAGUUCACACAAUAUCUACAGGGGCUGGUCAGCACGUUUUAUAAUAGAACAGAACCAACAGCCCAAACCAACAUAGUUAGAAACCAUACAGAUUGAAACCACAGAUAUUGAAACCACACAGACUGAAACGGCAGAAAUACUGUAAAGAUGAAAACCACAUAGAUGGAAACCAUAGAGACAAAAUCCACCCAUAUAUUUAUGUCACAGGUAGAAAUCACAUAAAUAGGAACCACCGAACCACAUAUGUAGAAACCACAGAGAUACAAACCACACAAUUAGAAACCACAUAGAAAUCACACAGAUGUGUAUGGAAUAUCUAAGUCACAGGUAGAAACCACAUAAACAGGAACCACAUAGGUAGAAACCACACAGAUGCAAACCACACAAUUAGAAACCACAUAGAAAUCACACAGAUGUUUAUGGAAUAUCUACAGUAUCUGAUCAGCAUUUAUUAUAGUACCGCAGAUAGAACCUACACCAACAUAGACCAAACGAUGGAGGACAUAUAGCCAGAAAAAAAAACAUUUAUUAUAGUACCGCAGAUAGAACCUACACCAACAUAGACCAAACGAUGGAGGACAUAUAGCCAGAAAAAACACAUUUAUUAUAGUACCGCAGAUAGAACCUACACCAACAUAGACCAAACGAUGGAGGACAUAUAGCCAGAAAAAAACACAUUUAUUAUAGUACAGCAGAUAGAACCUACACCAUCAUAGACCAAACGAUGGAGGCCACAUAGCCAGAGAAAACCAUACGGACAAAAUAGCACACAAGAAUUCACAGGGACAAAAAGCACAGAUUGAAAUCGCAAACACAGAACCACAGAAAACCCCCAGAAAAAAACAUAAGAUGGAAACCAAACUGACCGAAACUAUACAGAAUGAAACAGACAUAUGUAAAGGACACAUAUGAGAAUCACACAGAUGGAAACCAUACAGAUAAAACCACGCCGAUUGAAACCCUAAAUCAAAUGUAAAUGAAGCAAUUCGUUUUAAUGGAAUAAAUUCUUUUAAAAAAACCUAUAAUAAUAAUAAUAAUAAUAAUAAUAAAGUAGGACAUCUAAGAUGCAGACGGACGUAAAUAAAUGAAUUGUCGAUAUGAAAGUAUUUGUAGAAGUCAAAUUCUAUAAAUACAUCGUAAAUGUUUGUUAAAAUAUAUACCAGCAUGCUAGAAAUACAUUAUUGUUUAAUACUGUCAUAUCUGGCAGAGACAAAUGGAGGUUUCUCUAGGCAGGAGUGGAAAGCUUAAACAUGGCACCUAUGUCAUAUCUGGCAGAGACAAAUGGAGGUUUCUCUAGGCAGGAGUGGAAAGCUUAAACAUGGCACCUAUGUCAUAUCUGGCAGAGACAAAUGGAGGUUUCUCUAGGCAGGAGUGGAAAGCUUAAACAUGGCACCUAUGUCAUAUCUGGCAGAGACAAAUGGAGGUUUCUCUAGGCAGGAGUGGAAAGCUUAAACAUGGCACCUAUGUCAUAUCUGGCAGAGACAAAUGGAGGUUUCUCUAGGCAGGAGUGGAAAGCUUAAACAUGGCACCUAUGUCAUAUCUGGCAGAGCCAAAUGGAGGUUUCUCUAGGCAGGAGUGGAAAGCUUAAACAUGGCACCUAUGUCAUAUCUGGCAGAGACAAAUGGAGGUUUCUCUAGGCAGGAGUGGAAAGCUUAAACAUGGCACCUAUGUCAUAUCUGGCAGAGACAAAUGGAGGUUUCUCUAGGCAGGAGUGGAAAGCUUAAACAUGGCACCUAUGUCAUAUCUGGCAGAGACAAAUGGAGGUUUCUCUAGGCAGGAGUGGAAAGCUUAAACAUGGCACCUAUGUCAUAUCUGGCAGAGACAAAUGGAGGUUUCUCUAGGCAGGAGUGGAAAGCUUAAACAUGGCACCUAUGUCAUAUCUGGCAGAGACAAAUGGAGGUUUCUCUAGGCAGGAGUGGAAAGCUUAAACAUGGCACCUAUGUCAUAUCUGGCAGAGACAAAUGGAGGUUUCUCUAGGCAGGAGUGGAAAGCUUAAACAUGGCACCUAUGUCAUAUCUGGCAGAGACAAAUGGAGGUUUCUCUAGGCAGGAGUGGAAAGCUUAAACAUGGCACCUAUGUCAUAUCUGGCAGAGACAAAUGGAGGUUUCUCUAGGCAGGAGUGGAAAGCUUAAACAUGGCACCUAUGUCAUAUCUGGCAGAGACAAAUGGAGGUUUCUCUAGGCAGGAGUGGAAAGCUUAAACAUGGCACCUAUGUCAUAUCUGGCAGAGACAAAUGGAGGUUUCUCUAGGCAGGAGUGGAAAGCUUAAACAUGGCACCUAUGUCAUAUCUGGCAGAGCCAAAUGGAGGUUUCUCUAGGCAGGAGUGGAAAGCUUAAACAUGGCACCUAUGUCAUAUCUGGCAGAGACAAAUGGAGGUUUCUCUAGGCAGGAGUGGAAAGCUUAAACAUGGCACCUAUGUCAUAUCUGGCAGAGACAAAUGGAGGUUUCUCUAGGCAGGAGUGGAAAGCUUAAACAUGGCACCUAUGUCAUAUCUGGCAGAGACAAAUGGAGGUUUCUCUAGGCAGGAGUGGAAAGCUUAAACAUGGCACCUAUGUCAUAUCUGGCAGAGACAAAUGGAGGUUUCUCUAGGCAGGAGUGGAAAGCUUAAACAUGGCACCUAUGUCAUAUCUGGCAGAGACAAAUGGAGGUUUCUCUAGGCAGGAGUGGAAAGCUUAAACAUGGCAC
Messenger RNA from Gigantopelta aegis, 3890 nucleotides. RefSeq names its product fibropellin-1-like. Gene Ontology annotation, biological process: anatomical structure development. Gene Ontology annotation, cellular component: cell surface; extracellular region. The transcript is spliced from 13 exons. NCBI's taxonomy places the organism in Eukaryota, Metazoa, Mollusca, Gastropoda, Neomphalida, Peltospiridae. The record is from RefSeq and is a predicted model, not a curated record. The coding region runs from base 69 to 1301 and encodes 410 amino acids. Gene Ontology annotation, molecular function: signaling receptor binding.